AUGUCCACGCAGAAUGAAGAAACGGUGGAUAUUAACGGUGCGGCGAACUCAGAGCCGAGCAAAGAAAAACGCAUCGGUUGCGCUCAUUACAAACGUCGUGCAAAGUUCGUGACACCAUGCUGCAACAAGGUGUAUGUAUGCCGCUACUGCCAUGAUGAGAAUGAGCAGCAUUACUUCAACAGGAAGUCUGUCACAGAGCUGAUAUGCACAGAAUGUGACAAGAGACAAAAAGUUCAGGAGGAGUGCGAGAACUGCGGUGUGCGGUUUGGAAAGUACACAUGUCUGAUCUGCAACCUGUUCGACGACGAUGACAAGCGCCAGUACCACUGCGAGGGCUGCGGUAUCUGCCGCGUGGGGGGACGCGACCGGUUCUUCCACUGCGAGCGAUGCAACAUGUGUCUGCCAGUGCAGCUGCAACAAGUCGGGCAUAGGUGCGUGGAAAACGUGUCCCGGUCGAACUGCCCGGUGUGCUUAGAAGACAUCCAUACAUCCCGCAUCCCGUGCCACAUCCCGGACUGUGGCCACUUGCUGCACCGGCCGUGCUUCGAGCAACUACUGCACUCUGGCCACUACGCCUGCCCCACCUGCCAGACUAGCAUGAUCGAUAUGACUAAUUUGUGGAGUUAUUUAGACUCUGAAGUGGCAGCUACCCCGAUGCCGCCGGAGUACGCGGACUACAAGGCGACCAUACUCUGCAAGGAUUGUCAUAAGUUAUCGACGGUAAAGUUCCACGUGGUGGGUCUGAAGUGCCAACACUGCGGGGCCUACAACACAUGCCAGACCAACGGGUUCCAUAAGGACUCAAACAGCACGCAAGCCGGCGACUCGUCGACCGCUACAUCAACGUCGACUAGUCGCAGCGGAUCGUCGUCUGCGACAUUCCCAGAAACGCGCGAAGAAACGCAAAACGAUGAAUUGCCGCGGGCCAACCCAAUGGACGAGCCGCCGCAAGCUUGA
Molecule: messenger RNA, 957 nt
Organism: Spodoptera littoralis (African cotton leafworm)
Lineage: Eukaryota; Metazoa; Arthropoda; Insecta; Lepidoptera; Noctuidae
Source: the annotation of a GenBank genome assembly